AUGGAUUUCACGAAUAUCUUCCGUCUUGUCAACAUCGCCGUGGGUGUGUUUAUGGUGCUUGGUGGUAUCAGUAACUUCUUUACUGGCACCUGGAGCUCAUUCAUUCUGGGCGCAUACGCCGUUGUCUUCGGUCUUGUCGUUGGUGGACUCGAGUUCCUUCCUCACGUCCCUGAUUACGCCUACCGCUAUGCGUCCUUCCUUUUCUCUUUCCUCGGCCGUGGUGUCUUCUACAUUUUCAUCGGUUCCAUCUUGUUGCACGACCACGUCAUGCGGAUCAUCGAUGGCUCUGUGAUCGCCGUCAUCGGUCUCGCCUACAUUGCCCUCGAGUUCAUUCCUUCCAUCGAGCCCCCCUCCAACAUGCGCGAGUCCGAUCAGGGCUGGGGUGCAGAGCAGGUCUAA
This is a messenger RNA of Penicillium paradoxum, 399 nucleotides long. RefSeq names its product TVP15 family protein. Gene Ontology annotation, biological process: vesicle-mediated transport. Gene Ontology annotation, cellular component: Golgi membrane. The record is from RefSeq and is a predicted model, not a curated record. The transcript has 4 exons. Bases 1 to 399 code for a protein of 132 amino acids. NCBI's taxonomy places the organism in Eukaryota, Fungi, Ascomycota, Eurotiomycetes, Eurotiales, Aspergillaceae.